CACGUCACUAUUGUCAAAAAAUCGGUGUUGUGUCAGCUGAAGAAUUUGAUACGUUGUGUGUAUUUUUCCAAUCCCCCUGCUCGUUGUUCGUAUCAGUUAUUUGUACGGGUGUCCCACGUAGACCAAAGGCCGGACGUUACUUAUUGUUUCGCUGAUAACAAAAAAAAACUACACCCGCUAACGCAAAGGUGUUCCGAUUUCGUGCCCGGCCGUAUCGUUUGUUGCUCUCAUUGUUGUGUGUGUCGUGUGCGUUUCUAAACGGGCGGCGAAGUCUACCCGUGCCCAACAAUAUGUGCCAAUGGCAAAGUCUACCUCGGGAAGUUUCGAUCUGAAGGAACCUCCGCCUUGGCAAAGCUGUCAAUACUGCCUUUCACCCGCAUCGACUCGGACUGAUCAAUCGUUGCCGCAACAUCAGCAGCAGCAACAGUGGCCAUCGUACGACCAACAGUCUCACCAGCAACAACAGCAGCAGCAACAACUGUUUUUGUUCAAAAAUACCGCAGAGUUUGUAAGGCAUCUUCGCCAGCAGCACUGCACCGUGGAAGGUGGCUCGUACGUGUGUCGCUAUGGUUACAACGGUGUGUGCUCGUCGUUACCGCUGGACGGUGUUAGCGAUCGUGAUUACGACAUGCACGUAACCCGCUGCCACGUAAAUGCCCAGCAGAAGGAACCGCACGUCAAGUGGUCGGUGUUUUCGGCCGCCCAGAAUCUGCCCGCCGUACUGAACGAUCCGAGCCGGGGCAAGCAGACAAACUUCUUCACCAAGAAAUGGGGCGACGCAUUUGUCGAGGGUGCCUCGAUCGGUUCAUCGCCACGGCUCGCCGACAUCCGGUGGGACCACUUCGAUGCGUACCUGAAGCGCAUCGGCAAACGCUAUCGCGUGCACACGCGCAUCGCGAAUGUGCCGACAGCGAACGCUACUAGUCAGCAGGCGCUCGUAAGCGAUCGCCUCCCGAACGGUGCCACCGCCAGCCUGAAGGACAUACCGGAGGUGUUCCUGAAGCAGAACCUCGAACUGCACCGGCCCGCCACGUUUGCGGCUGCGUUCGCCGGCAUCGGCACGGAGGGAGGCGAACAGACGCGACAAUCGAGCCGGCAGCUACAGGAACGGCUUAGCCACUAUCUGGACAUUGUGGAAGUGCUGAUUGCGAAGCAGGUCGCAGACAAAUCGUCCGCCUUUUUCCACGCCAUGACCUCGCAGGAUGCAAUCAUGGAGCAGAUGACGGAUGCGCUGGCAAAUGUGCAACGUUUGCGGGGCAAGAUCCAACAAAUCGACGAUAUGAUCGUGAAGGAAUCGCUCCAGGUGAUCCGGGCGGAGCGGAUCCGGGCCAACAACAAUCUGGUGCUGGAAAAGCUGAAGCUUAUGUCGACGGUACACCAAACGCAACCGAUGAUACAGUUGCUGCUCAGCACGCAGGACUACGUGGCGGCACUGGAUUUGAUCAGCACGACGCAGGAAAUACUUGGCCAGGAGCUAACGGGUGUGCACUGCUUUCGCCAUCUGCCAUCGCAGCUGUGCGAAAUGGAGCUGCUGAUCGAUAAGAUGCUUAAAACGGACUUCGAGCGGUAUUCGACGGCCGAUCUUAACCGGCCAUUUCCGAGCGAUAGCGGUGAGGAGCGUGCGCUGGAGGAGGAUAAGCUAAUCUGCAUCAUCUCCGGGUUGUUGCGCAAGCGUAGCCUUGACUUUAUCGAUACGUACCGUGACGAAGCGAUCACAACGGUGCGGGCGAUCGUGAAGCAGCUCGUGAUCGAGGUGAUCGCUUCGGGCGAUGCGGAAGUAUGUUUGACCGGUGCCGGUGAAGAAGCACAAAGUUUGUCGCUCUCGGAAUGGAUCCUGCUGCUGGAAAGUGCAACCGGCACGCUGAUGAAGCUGUUGCGGCGCAUUCGGGCAGUGCAUGAUGUAAUGCAACAAACGGCAGACGCGAGUGCCGGCCGGCUGACGGACGAUGUGAGUUUCAUCGACACGGAAGCGUUCCUUUCGGCGAGCGACUACAGCGCGGUGCAGGAUAAGCUAGCGAACCUGCUGCAGAGCGUAUGCAACUACUGUCACGAGCGUUGUGCGAACCUCGUGUCGAACCAAAGCCUCGAGAAAAGUUCCGUGAGUGCGGAACAGAUCGCACAACUGGCCCAGAUCGUGGAGCGGUUUACCGACGGCUGCCAGACGGCGUGCGGUGUACAGAGCGUCCCGCUAAAGCUGGCCCUCUGCGCGCAGGGUAAUCGAUUCGCGCAAAAGUUCCACACCGAGCGCAAAUCGAAGCUGGCCCUGCUGCUGGACAGCGAGCGCUGGAAGCAGGCAGAAGUGCCGGCCGAAUUUCAGACGAUGAUCGAUUGCAUUGCGCGUGGGGAAUUCCACUGGAGCAAACCGGCACUGAAUGGACCGCAGCAACAGUCGAAUGGAGUGACUCCAUCGCCACCACAAUCGGUGCUAAAGGUGGAAGGUGAACCCUUCGCGCUGGUAGGGGCCGCCUUGCUGUUGGUGCAGAUCGUUAGUGAAUAUUGCCGGUGUGCGUCCCAGUUGCCGGUGAUUGCACCGCAGCUUGGCAGGAAUGUGGUCGAUCUGCUGCGCAUGUUCAAUUCACGGUGCUGCCAGCUAGUCCUCGGUGCCGGCGCACUUCAUGUUGCGGGCCUUAAAACCAUCACAAGCAGCAACCUGGCACUGGUGUCCCGGGCGCUCGAACUAGUCCUGUGGCUAUUGCCACACGUGAAACGUCACUUCCGCUCGCUCGACGGCUCCAGUGCGUCGUCGCUUGCAUCAGUCAACAACAACAACACCACCACUACUACCUCCGGAACGACCGGCUCACUAACGAAUGGAGGAUCGCAUCCGAUCAGCACCGCCACGUCUUCCUCUGCUGGGUACGAUUCGGUAGAGAAAGAUUUCGUCAGCCACAUCAAGGAGAUCGAGAACAAGGUGCUGUCGAUCGUGUGCGACGUAGUGACGGGUCAGCUUAACAACUGGGACGCCCGGCCACCGGUUCCGUCGCAACCGUUUCGCAACAUUAGCCGCCAGUUCGUGAAGCUGCACGAAGCGAUCGCACCGAUCCUGCCGGAAAAGCAGGUGCACGCCAUCUACCGGACGGUGCAGCGUAACUUUAAGGACAAGCUGCGGGAACAGCUGCUGAAGAACAACAUCACCAACAACGGUGGUCCACAGCACGGGGUCGUCGUGUCGGAGCUAACGUUCUACAUGGAAACGCUGCGGACGCUCCGUGCGAUGCCGGUCGCUGAACUGCACGACGAUACGAUGGAUGAUAUUUGGUUGAAGUAGCACCAGAUUCGGAACAUUUGGUACACGGAUUUACGUUAGCAUUCCAGUUUAAGGCUUGACAGCAAAAGGCAUUAUGGGGAGCAAGGUGAUUAGUAGUAAGAGGAUAGGGAAUGGUUCGUGCUUUUAGUUUUCCGACAGUAGCCAGUAUUGGCAGAGAUGGCUUUCCACUCGUGCGUUAUUAGCUUCCUUGCAUUUUAUUUAUACCAGGACGUACUUCUCCAUUGAUGGUUUGUUUUAUUUUGCGUGCACGCUGGCAAAGCCACAUUCUCCUACCCUUGCCAAAUGUUUUCGGUUGUGCAUAGUUUAUGGUUAGUAGCGGUUACUUUCUGUCCAUUAAUAUUUCCUACCAUGGGUGUGGAUUCACCUGUACAGAAAGCUUCACAGUUGCUAUUAGUAUGCUUUUUGUUUCGAAAUAGUAUUUGGUAGAGAGCAGCCUUUUAGCUACGAUUACUAUUAUUUACUUAAGUAAUUAUCGUUACUACUGUAUCAUUUCAUACCAAAAAGAAAGUGCUUUCAAUGCCAAUAUGCAACCACACACAUACACACACACUAGUAUUACGUUCAGUGCCGUUUUCUACCGUAGCAUACUGAUCCGUUUAGUAUAGUGAGCGCUUUAACAACUUCCGUUUGUAAAACCACGAAACUUUCUCCUUCCCUCCGGGGAAAACAAAGCUUCCACCCGAACUUGCUCUAGCUCGGCAAGCAGGCCAGUGGCAAUGUGCAAAGACUGCGUGCGUGUGUAGUGAGUGUAAUUACGCGACCCUGUUUUGCACGCAACGAGAGUAGAUGGCUUUGGGUGAAAGCCCUAGCAUCGUAAAUGAUAAGAACAUAUGAUAUAAUAUUGAUAAACGACAAACUUAUAACGCCACCAGCACCACCGCGUUUAGGCCUCUUGGGUUCGGACGAAAUAGGUACACAAAAAAAGAAAAAAAAAAACAAAACAUAAGGUAGAACAAUUACGGAAUACAAGUGGAAAAGGAAUACGAUUAAAUCAAUCAUUCAGUUAGCGCCUGCUAAUUUCGGCAAACCACAACACUUUGACCAAUUCUGUGCCGCCAGCAAGCAAGUGGCGGUUUUUGGAUGGAAUUACGGUGGUAGAUACGUGGAGACGUUUAGGUAAUUAUAUAUGACGAUACUGGCAGCAAAAAGGUGGAUUUAAUAAAUAAUACAAUUGGCAGCUCUCGUGUACAAACGCUGCUGCGGUUGGGAAUUAUUUAAACAAGAGAAAA
This is a messenger RNA of Anopheles funestus (African malaria mosquito), 4497 nucleotides long. It is a transcript of the gene scat, whose product is annotated as vacuolar protein sorting-associated protein 54. The coding region runs from base 299 to 3268 and encodes 989 amino acids. The record is from RefSeq and is a predicted model, not a curated record. The transcript has 2 exons. Gene Ontology annotation, cellular component: GARP complex. Gene Ontology annotation, molecular function: syntaxin binding. Lineage: Eukaryota; Metazoa; Arthropoda; Insecta; Diptera; Culicidae. Gene Ontology annotation, biological process: retrograde transport, endosome to Golgi; Golgi to vacuole transport.